AACAAAAGAAGUGGGUAAAUAAGGCUUAAAUGCAAGUCGUUUAGUUACUAUGGAUCUGGUGGACAUCGAUCAGGUCCUGGACAAUCUGGAAGCAGAGCUUAAAGCGGAUGAGCAACUGAGUCGCAAUGCACCGAGUGUAACUGUGAAUGUGGGCGUUGAGACACGCCCAUUGGGAGAUGGUAGCAGUGCUGGCGCCGCUGCAAAAAACUUUGUGGGCGUCUCUCAGGUGUUCAACAGUCUCAACGAUUAUCGCAACAAUGUGAAAUCCCUGGAGACGCAUGAAAGCUACGACUGGACGCUGGAGGCAGCUCAGCGGGAUGAGCAUGGACAGGGGGAAGGGGAGGUGAACAGCAGACCAAUUGAAGUGGAAGUGGAGGAUAAUGAUGAUCAUGACGACAUUAACAAGUUCAGUGAGGCGCAGGAAAAACAAUCAAAAUUGGGUGAUGAGAUAAGAGUCUCCUCAUCCGAAUCCCUGACCACCUCUUCCUGUUCGACAUUCUCGUCGGGUCCGUCGCCCGGCAAUGGCAGCAAUUCGGAUGAGCCGAGCACGGAGCCGCCAGAGAGCGAGAAACCCAGCGCCUUGGAGUUGCCACCAAAGGUUGAACAGGAGCAGGAUCAGCAGCAAGUGGAAUCUGUUGCUGUGGAGGAUUUGGCUGUGGGACUAUCCUCCAUUUCAAUAACCACAGAGUCCCAGUCAAUUUUGCCCUGUGAGGUGACCGCAUCCUCGGCAUUGGGUAAAGUGCUCAACGAAUUGUCCGAGGAGACGAGCACGGAGCUGGACACGCAGAGUCAACCACAGCAGGCAGCGGACAAGGACAUUCUACCAGCGGAGCCCGCUCCAACGUUGUCAGCAGCAGGAGCUCUGGAGCAGCAGGUGGCGCCUCAGUUGGAACAGUUGGAGCAGCAACAGGAGCAGCUGCCUAAACGUAGUCAACCUCUGACCUUUUGCUCCACAAUGGAUGAAAUCUCAGACACAGAGCUGGACAGCAUGUUGCAGGAAGUGGAGGUGGAGGAUAUUGAGGAGGAAACGGCAGAGGAACUGCAGCCAGCGGCAUUGUGCUACGAAUAUCAGGCGCAAGAAAUAGAUGAUGAUGAUGACGACGAGGAAGGCGCCACUGAAUCACCAGUCACUGAGGAGGAAUCUGUGCGCAUUUUGUCGGAGCAGGACACCACAUCGGCGGAUCAAUUGAAUGUGGACAACUUCUCGCAGGCAUCCACUGUGGAGUUUGCCGAGCUGCGAGCACAGGAAACGUUGCCAGCGACGGCAACAGGUGCUGAGGAGUCCUCAUCCUACAGCAGCACCGCCAGCGACACAGAUUCACUGUCUGGACGCAAAAUGGAGGAGGAGGAGGAGGAGAGUGUCGGCACGGAUGCGCUGGAAACCCAAGAGCAGCGACCACAACGUCCACAAACAUUGGACUUACAGGCCAGCCUCCAAACGAAUGCGGGACAAACUCCGCCGCCAGCAGAAGCUGCAGCUGCAGCAGCUACGUCACAAGCGGCUAACAAUGAGGAUGAGGAUGACGAUAGUCCCAUUUAUGAAGCCGUUGGCUACAGCGAUCCACAUGCGAAUCUGGGCAAAGUGCCGCCCAUUUGGGGGCCCGACAACAUGGCCGGACAGUGCAUGCAAUGCCAGCAGAAGUUCACCAUGAUCAAGCGGCGUCAUCAUUGCCGUGCUUGUGAGGUGUUGUGCUCCGUCUGCUGUUCGCAGCGUUUCCAUCUGCAGUUCGCCAAUGAGCCGGAGUCGCGUGUCUGUGUGCAAUGCUUCAUGAUACUCACCGAACGUCAGUCCAAUGGAGGCGUCUCUGAAGGCUUUGCUGGUGUCCCGCCCUCUGCGUUGCCGCCAACUCCAAUGCGCUCGCCCAAUCCCAACAAUCCCAUGGAGUAUUGUUCAACCAUACCGCCGCAUCGUCAGGUGAAUGCAGCAGGUGCAAUCCCGCCCAGCGUCAUUGUGCCCGUGGGCGUGUUGAAGAAAACCGACGGCAGCUCCGCCAAUUCCUCCAGCUCCGAUGGCAAAAAGGGACGCAAACGCAAGAGUGUCAUGUUCAGCGAUGGCAUUGCACCCGGAAGCGAGCUGGCCAGCACCAUGGAGCAGCAAUGGGGCGAGGCAAAGCAGGCGCGUCGCGGUCUGCAGCGCAGCAACAGCGGCGCGGCAAAGCCACCAACACCAGGAGCCAACGGCAGUGGCAGCAACAAUAGCAGUGGCAGUGGCAGUGGCAGCAGUAUUGACAAUAACACCGCCAUGGGAUUGGUGGCACAGCUAUUCCGUGGCUCCAUACCGCCCACGGCAGCGGCAGCAACACUUACCGCCGUCUCCAAGGGCAGCCAAGAGCAGAGCGCUGGCAGAAACACAGCGCAGACUUCACCGCGUCGCAAAGUGGAGCCACAACGCUCGAGAAAAUUGCCUCCGAGCGAUGCUCAGGGUUGUUUCAUACCCAGCGAGGAGAACGCAUUGCCGCCCAUUUGUGUCGCUGGGCGGGAAGGGGGCAACAGCAGCAGCAGCAACUGUGAUGUGGAGUACAAGGAGGUGCGCAACGAUCCCGAUCUCUUGGAGCGUCUGCAGCGUGAAACGCUCAAAUUCAUUGUGAAGAACAAUUUCUUUGUGCUUGUCAAGGUGGUCAACAUGAGUUGCUGCAUGAAUCGUUGGGUGCUUAACUUUACCACAUCGGGAUUGCAUCAUGUGGGCAACGAUGAGUUAAUUAUUUUGCUGGAGAUCAAGCCGCCACCGGCAAGCAGCGGUCCGACGGUGCCUCGUGAUAUAUUCCAGCAUCUGUAUGAGGUCUAUGUGGAGGCCGAACAGGCCAGAUCCAGCACACAGGAGUUGGCCUUUAGCAGUCCUCGAAAUGUCAACUUUUUGGGCUCCCGCGAGCAUGGAGGCUUCAUUUUUAUUAGGCCAACGUAUCAAUGCCUGCAGGGAGUUAUUGUGCCCGAUAAUCCGUAUCUGGUGGGAGUGCUUAUACAUCGCCAUGAGGUGCCCUGGGCCAAGGUGUUGCCGUUGCGUCUCAUCCUGCGUUUGGGUGCACAGUAUCGUUACUAUCCUUGUCCUUUGAUCUCGGUGCGCAAUCGUGAAUCUGUAUACGGCGAGAUAGCGCAAACGAUUAUCAAUUUCCUGGUGGAUUUUCGCAAUUAUUCGUAUUCAUUGCCCGCCAUACGCGGACUCUAUAUUCACAUGGAAGAUCGGCAGACUACGGUGAUAAUACCACGAUAUCGGCAGAAUGAUGUCAUCAAGGCUAUAAACAAUGCCACCGAUCAUAUUCUCGCAUUUGCCGGCAACUUCUCGAAAGUGGCUGAUGGACAUUUGGUUUGCAUGCAGAACAUCAACGACGAUCCCGAGAUGUAUGCUUACUCCACGCAGGCAAUCAAUAUACAGGGUCAGCCUCGAAAGAUCACUGGCGCCAGUUUCUUUGUGCUCAACGAGUCGCUUAAAAGCAGCAGCGGCCUCUCCGGCAAAUGCAGCAUUGUCGAGGAUGGUCUCAUGGUCCAAAUAAUGCCCGCCAAAAUGGAGGAAGUGCGUCAGGCUCUGCGUAAUCAAACGGAUGUUGAUAUUGUUUGCGGUCCCAUUGCUGCCACCGAUGAGCAAAGUGAAAUUGUUAGCAUCAAAUGGGUCGACGAUGAUCGGGAUAUCAAUGUGGGCGUCAAGUCGCCCAUUGAUGACAAGCCCAUGGAUGGUGUGGCCAAUAUGCGUGUUCAUGCCAGCUUCAACUAUUCCAAUACCAAUUAUGCUAUACGUUUCACUGACAUUUUUAUUGUCAAGUGUGAGGAUUGGUAUGCCACAAAUGGCAACAACUACGCAGACAUCAGCAUUGCAGAGCAAUUGGCCCGAAGCGCUUCAAUGGCGUUGCUACCAUUCCUAGAUCUGCUGUCGGCUGCUGGCAUUAUUAAACUGGCACUUCGUGCCACUUUGGACCAGGAGAACGUUUGCUAUGAGGCCGGCGCACGUGGCACAAAGCUGCCACCGCUUUAUAUGAAUGCGCUCGAUAAUCAUCUGAUAGCUACGCUGCACGGCGAGUCCUCUGGCAUUCAGGAUCCCAUUAUAUUGGAACUAGUUUUCUACAUACUAAAUGCUUAAAUGCAAGCUGGAUAUACCCGAAAGUCUUAGUCCAAUCGCUCCCACUCCCGCUAAACUGUCUAAAAAAACGAAACCGAACACAAUAAUACAUAUAUUAGGAGAAGAAUACUUUCUUAAAAUUUCUAACCACGCAUAGCUAUGUAAGCCUAUAAAGUGAUCAAGUGUUGCAGCUAUCCGGCAGUGCGUCCUCUUAUCGUUGCAUUACAAUCUCCUCCGGCUGCGACAAUGGAAACAGAUGAUAAUGGCGCACUUACUGUAUAUAAUUACUACAUGAUAACAUAUUAUCGGUGUUUUGUUUGCUCUAUUUUUC
Drosophila innubila is the source of this 4379-nucleotide messenger RNA. Its product is annotated as zinc finger FYVE domain-containing protein 9-like. The record is from RefSeq and is a predicted model, not a curated record. Gene Ontology annotation, molecular function: metal ion binding. Lineage: Eukaryota; Metazoa; Arthropoda; Insecta; Diptera; Drosophilidae. Gene Ontology annotation, biological process: endosomal transport. Gene Ontology annotation, cellular component: early endosome membrane.